This is a messenger RNA of Daldinia childiae, 1068 nucleotides long. RefSeq names its product putative TLC domain-containing protein C17A2.02c. Gene Ontology annotation, biological process: lipid homeostasis. NCBI's taxonomy places the organism in Eukaryota, Fungi, Ascomycota, Sordariomycetes, Xylariales, Hypoxylaceae. Gene Ontology annotation, cellular component: endoplasmic reticulum; membrane. The coding region runs from base 1 to 1068 and encodes 355 amino acids. The transcript is spliced from 2 exons. The record is from RefSeq and is a predicted model, not a curated record.
AUGAGGGAUCCUUUCCCUAUUCCUCCUAUCCCCGCCCUCAGCAAGGCCGUCCAACCAUGGGCUGACUACCUCGGGUUGCCGACGCUGCCUCUGCAUAUUCACGAGGUCCUCUUGAUGGCCGCUCUCUACUUCUUUAUCGGCACUGUCGUCUCGCCCUUCCUAUCGAGCCGAAUCUUCCCUACCAAAUAUACAGCCCUCUCCAGGAGCAAGAGGCUGAGCUGGGAUGUCCACGUCGUGUCGUUUGUGCAGAGCACUACCAUCAAUAUCCUCGCACUAUGGGUUAUGUUCGUUGACGAGGAGCGCAAGAAUAUGGACUUGCAAGAGCGUGUCUGGGGAUAUACUGGCGGUGCAGCCAUGAUCCAAGCUCUCGCCGCGGGUUAUUUCCUCUAUGACCUCAUUAUCACUGUCGCCCAUCUCGAAAUAUUUGGUCUUGGUAUGCUCGCACAUGCUGUUAGUGCUUUGGCAGUUUAUUCUUUUGGCUUCCGCCCGUUCCUCAACUACUAUAGUAGUAACUUUAUCCUCUGGGAGCUGUCUUCGCCUUUCCUCAAUAUCCAUUGGUUCUUUGACAAGCUGGGUAUGACUGGAACCAAGCCGCAACUCUAUAAUGGCCUGAUACUUAUUGCUACCUUCUUCUCUUGCCGUCUUGUAUGGGGCACAUACCAAUCUGUCUUAGUCGCCCGUGACUUAUGGACCGGUGUAAACUCGACGCCUACCGUUCUAACAGCAUUAACUUCCGGCGAGCUUCUUGAGGCAUCAUUCCCUUCCCAGUAUACGAAUACCAUGCGAUUUGUAUCUCAGCCAGAUAGCAUCCCACUGUGGCUUGCCGCGGUAUACACUGCCAGCAACAUAACUUUGAACUCGUUGAACUUCUAUUGGUUCUUCAAGAUGAUCGAUGCCGUCCGCAAGCGGUUUGAUCCCAAGGAAAAAGAAGCCAAGGUCGAUGACAAGCCGAUAGAAGGCAAAGCUGUCACUACCGGCGCCCAACCAGGUAGUGACGAGUUAAAGACUCGUCCGCGCCGGCGAACUUUGCUCGAUGGAGAAGAAGCAGAUGAACCCCCACCAAUCUAA